AUGUGGGAAAGAGAAAUGAGCAGCACAAGUCAACUGGUUUUGGCUUCCCAUCCAUCCAACACUGGGCACUACAAGGGCCACUACGACAAGCACAAGUACUACGGCGACGCCCACAGUGGCAAGAAGGGAGGGAAGGGUCACCACAACGGCUCCAGGGACUCCCACGACACUCCAAUUGCUCUCAACGUCAGUGAUUUUUCUACAAGGGAAGCCACGAGAAAGUACGACCAACACACCACGCGUCUCUCUUUCGGUCUCUUGCUUGCCUGUUUGCAGAAUCCGUCCCUCAUCUCCCCUCAGGACGGACACCGUCACGGUUCACGAGGGACACCACGAGAAAGCCAGCAUUUGGCAAUCGUGGCCAAGGACGACCUCCAAGCCUCUGCCACGGGAUACGGAGGAUACGGAGGCGGAAGUUCCCACAAGGGCCACGGAGGCUACGGAGGCUCCCACUACGACCAGGGUGGCCACAAGGGCCAGCAGGGAUACCACGCUGACAAGGGCCACAAGGGCAGCCACUACGGCGACCACGGCAAGGCGCACUACAGUGGUUACCAUGACGACCAUGGCAAGCACUACAAGGGCCAUGACGACAAGCACAAGUACUACGGCGACGCCCACAGCGGCAAGAAGGGAGGGAAGGGUCACCACUACGGCUCCAAAGGUCAUCACAACAAAGGUCACAAGGACAAGGGCUUCAAGAACGUGUACCACAAGGAGGAAUACGGCCACACCAAGAAGUUCUACGACGACCACGACGACAAGAAGUACCACAACAACCACGACGACCUCGAUACCUACUUCAAGGCACACAAGGGCAGCGACUACAAGGGAGGCCACUACAAGAUCUGUUCCCUAUUAGACUAUGUUUUCAAGUCAUUCUGA
Penaeus chinensis is the source of this 885-nucleotide messenger RNA. RefSeq names its product filaggrin-2-like. Lineage: Eukaryota; Metazoa; Arthropoda; Malacostraca; Decapoda; Penaeidae. Bases 1 to 885 code for a protein of 294 amino acids. The transcript has 8 exons. The record is from RefSeq and is a predicted model, not a curated record.